ACUGUUGCCUGUCUUCCCUCCACAUCUUGGCCGCGUCCACAUUGGCUCCGGACUCGUCGAGACGUGACCAAAAAGAUCCCCUAUAAGGACCAGUCCUGGUUGGGCACAAAGUCCCGUUCCCGUGACGCCACGCUAUCCCGGUAUUCAGGGCUCACUCUCCAAGAGCUUCAUCUCCAGCACAAGAUAUCGUCGACGCCGUCCGGCGAGACCUGGAGAGGUGUUUGGCAGCGAAAUAAUAGCGAGAUUUGUGCCAAAUUUGUGGCUGUCGUCGGGGAAAUGGCGCCCAGAAUUCCGCGCGACUUCUCCGAGGAGUUCCCAAGACUUCGCAUCUUUUCGCACCCGAAUGUACUGCCAGUCAUUGGUUGCGUGAAUUCGCCGCCAAAUCUGGUUGUCGUCAACCAACACAUGCAAUACGGAAGCCUAUAUCAAGUCCUCCACGAGGGCACCGGUAUUGUGGUCGACACGCAUAAGGCGCUCAAGUUUGCCAUUGAUAUCGCCCGGGGAAUGGCGUUCUUGCAUACACUGAAUCCACUCAUACCUCGUCUCUACUUAUCAUCGAAACACGUUAUGAUCGACGAGGACCUGACUGCCCGGAUCAAUAUGGCGGACGCCAAGUUCUCGUUCCAGGAGCGCAAUAAGGUGUAUAACCCGGCGUGGAUGGCACCGGAAGCCCUCCAGAAAAAGCACACCGACAUCAACGUGAAGGCUGCGGACAUGUGGUCGUUCGCCGUACUCUUGUGGGAGUUGGCCACCCGUCAGGUGCCCUUCGCUGACCUCUCGCCCAUGGAGAUCGGCAUGAAGGUAGCGCUCGAGGCCUUAAGGGUCACCAUUCCUCCCGGUGUGUCGCCACACAUGGCCCGACUGAUCCGCAUCUGCAUGAAUGAGGAGCCGGGAAAGAGACCGUCCUUUGAUCAGGUGAUCCCUAUCCUCGACAAAAUGAAACAGUCGUAACGGUGGGCACCGGGAUCUCAACCCGAUACAAGUGUUCAACAUUUUGUGUUCAACUCUCUAUGCAUUUAAUAUAUAAUCAAAAAGUUUUUAACAGUUUUAAUAAUUUAUAAAACGAUAACAUGUUUUUAAAAAUAGUUAAUUAUAUACAAGUUUUUUGAAUCACAAUUAACCACUAAUUUAUCAAAUGUAAUCAAAUAGAUAUCUAACAUUAAAUUUUCAUUAAUUAAUAAAUUAAAACAA
Messenger RNA from Oppiella nova, 1191 nucleotides. NCBI's taxonomy places the organism in Eukaryota, Metazoa, Arthropoda, Arachnida, Sarcoptiformes, Oppiidae. The record is from the annotation of a GenBank genome assembly.